Molecule: messenger RNA, 1434 nt
Organism: Lactuca saligna
Lineage: Eukaryota; Viridiplantae; Streptophyta; Magnoliopsida; Asterales; Asteraceae
Source: the annotation of a GenBank genome assembly
CAUUCAUUCACUAUUUACAAAACACACCACAUUUCUUCAAUUCUAACGUUUUUUUUAUUCUGAAGAACUUCAAUUCAGUAUCCAAUGUCUUCUCUCCACUUUGUUCUCUUCUUCUUAUUCUUCUACCAUUUCAAUAUCGUUAAUUCAUCUACAGCUUUUGUGGCACCUAUCGAUAGAGACGAAUCGACGGAACUCUACACCAUCUCGAUUUUCUUCAAAUCACCUCUUCAAUCGACCGAUUUGCUCCUCGAUCUCGGUGGUAAAUUCAGCUGGAUCGAUUGCACUCCCGGUUUAUACACAUCCAGAAGCCACCAUUACAUCCACUGCGGCACUAGUCUCUGUAAUUCUCUCCCCUCCUUUGCUUGCUCCAAUUGUUUCCGACCGUCGGGUCCUGGUUGCCACAACAACUCUUGCGGUUUAUUCCCGGAGAAUCCUGUGAUUCGAGACAGUAUUUUAGCACAGGCACUCAUCGACUCCCUUGCUUUGACCACCACCGACGGCCGUUCCACCGGUCAACUAGGUGUCGUCCCUAAUUUCGUGCUUUCUUGCUCCGAUUCCUCUUUGCUUCGGGGGUUACCUGAGCGGGUGUCCGGUUCAGCCGGUUUGGGACGGUCUAAUUUCUCGCUCCCGGCGCAGGUUAGUAACGUUUAUGAUUCACCCUAUUUGUUUGCGUUAUGCCUUCCCAGUUCGUCAAGUACAUCCUCCGGUUCAGCCUUCUUCAACACCGGUGGUCCGUACUAUUUCUCUCCCGGAAUUGACCUUUCCAGUCAUCUUGUUUACACGCCACUCAUUCUAAACCCAAUCGGAUUCACCAUAAUAACCUACUACCGCCAUCCGUCCGACGAGUACUUCAUCGGAGUCACCUCAAUCAACGUCAACGGCAACCCGGUGGAAUUCGACAGCAAGCUUUUAACAAUCAAUGAGGACGGUUUCGGUGGAACCAGAUUGAGCACCAUCACUCCUUACACUGUAUUAGAGACCUCGAUUUACAACGCGUUCAUCGAACGAUUCGUAAACGAAUCGGCCACAAUCGGUCUCACUGUAACGGAUCCGGUGAGUCCGUUUGAUGCGUGUUAUCCAGUGAGUGAAGUUUCUAGCACACGGUUAGGGCCUGCGUUUCCGACUAUCGAUUUUGUGAUGCAUAGCGAAGAUGUGUUUUGGAGGAUGUUUGGAGCGAAUUCAAUGGUGAGAGUUGCAGGUGAAGAUGAGGAUGGAGAUCUAUGGUGCUUGGGGUUUGUUGACGGCGGUGAGAAUCCGAGGAGUUCUGUGGUGAUCGGAGGGCAUCAAAUGGAGGAUAAUCUGUUGCAAUUUGAUUUGGUAUCGCAGAGAUUGGGGUUCAGUUCCUCGGUUUUGGUGCAUAAUACUGAUUGUGCUAGCUUCAACUUUACGGAUGAUCCUGGUACUUCAGGAGAUCGUGGAAAGGCGAAGGUGUGA